Messenger RNA from Loxodonta africana (African savanna elephant), 2383 nucleotides. RefSeq names its product dopachrome tautomerase (gene DCT). Gene Ontology annotation, biological process: melanin biosynthetic process from tyrosine; positive regulation of neuroblast proliferation; ventricular zone neuroblast division. Gene Ontology annotation, molecular function: oxidoreductase activity; dopachrome isomerase activity. Lineage: Eukaryota; Metazoa; Chordata; Mammalia; Proboscidea; Elephantidae. Bases 1 to 1554 code for a protein of 517 amino acids. The record is from RefSeq and is a predicted model, not a curated record. The transcript is spliced from 8 exons. Gene Ontology annotation, cellular component: melanosome.
AUGGGCCUCCUUCCGUGGGGGCUUCUGUUGGGUUGCCUGGGCUGUGGAAUCCUGCCUGCAGCCUGGGGUCAGUUCCCCCGGGUCUGCAUGACGGUGGGCAGCCUGGUGUCCAAGGAGUGCUGCCCGCCGCUGGGCGGGGAGCCCGCCAACCUCUGUGGUUCCCAGGAGGGCCGGGGGCAGUGCACGGAGGUCCAAGCAGACACCAGGCCGUGGAGUGGCCGCUAUGCCCUGCGGAACCAGGAUGACCGCGAGCAGUGGCCCAGGAAGUUCUUUAACCGGACCUGCAGGUGCACAGGAAACUUUGCUGGCUAUAACUGUGGAGACUGCAAGUUUGGCUGGACUGGCUCCAACUGUGAUCGGAAGAAACCACCAGUUGUUCGGAAAAACAUCCAUUCCCUGACUCCUCAGGAGAGGGAGCAGUUCCUGGGAGCAAUGGACCUUGCAAAGAACACCACGCACCCCGACUACGUGAUCACCACGCAGCACUGGCUGGGCCUGCUCGGGCCCAAUGGAACCCAGCCACAAAUUGCCAACUGCAGUAUUUAUGAUUACUUUGUGUGGCUUCAUUAUUAUUCUGUUAGAGAUACAUUAUUAGGACCAGGGCGCCCAUACAAGGCUGCAGAUUUCUCCCACCGAGGACCUGCCUUUGUGACCUGGCACCGGUACCAUUUGUUGUUGCUGGAAAGAGAUCUUCAGCGACUGACUGGCAAUGAGUCCUUUGCUUUGCCCUACUGGAACUUUGCUACUGGGAGAAACGAGUGUGACGUGUGUACAGACCAGCUGUUCGGGGCAGCCAGACAAGAUGAUCCAACUCUGAUUAGUCAGAACUCAAGAUUCUCCAGCUGGGAAAUUGUCUGUGACAGCUUGGAUGACUACAACCGCCGUGUCACCUUGUGUAAUGGAACCUAUGAAGGUUUGCUGAGAAGAAAUCAAGUGGGAAGAAACAAUGAGAAAUUACCAACCUUAGAAGACAUACGAGACUGUCUGUCCCUCGUUAAGUUUGACAAUCCUCCUUACUUCCAGAAUUCUAGCUUCAGCUUCAGGAACGCCCUGGAAGGGUUUGAUAAAGCAGAUGGGACACUGGAUUCCCGAGUGAUGAGCCUCCAUAAUUUGGUCCAUUCCUUCCUGAAUGGGACAAACGCUUUGCCACAUUCUGCUGCCAAUGAUCCUGUUUUUGUGGUCCUUCAUUCUUUUACUGACGCCAUUUUUGAUGAGUGGAUGAAAAGGUUUAAGCCUCCUAUUGAUGCCUGGCCUCAGGAGCUGGCACCCAUUGGCCACAAUCGGAUGUAUAACAUGGUGCCUUUCUUCCCUCCAGUAACUAAUGAGGAACUCUUUCUAACUGCAGACCAACUUGGCUACAGCUACGCCAUUGACCUGACAGUCAGAGAAACUCCGGGUUGGACUACAAUCCUCAUGGUGGUUAUAGGAGUGCUGGUGGCCUUGGCUGGUCUUUUUGUGCUGCUGGUGUUUCUUCAAUAUAGAAGACUUCAAAAAGGAUACACACCCCUAAUGGAGACACACUUAAGCCACAAGAGAUAUAUGGAAGAAGCCUAGGGUGCUCACGGCUUACCCUAAAGAGGAGAUAAUCAGGUCAUAGUUCUGACCCUGAUAAUGAGCAAACCAGUCCUCACUGUUCCUCCUUGACGGUCUCUGGUGUACAUCCUCCUAUUGUGGCGAUGAUCCCAAGUAUAGAAGCUGCUUAGCAAUAGGUUCUUAGUUUACCAAACUCAAGCUGGAGUGUUUGGGGCUAUUUCUAUCAUCAAAUAAAAGCAGAGCUGACAAUUUGUGGUAUCUGAUAGUAAUUCCCCAUAUUGAUUAAGCCUCUCUGUUUCCCGAGAGCACCAUGAAGCUGAUACAGUGAAUUCAUUUAAUUUUGCAGAUCAGAGCAAUUUAAGACCUGGGGAGGAUCAUGGUUCAGUCUCUCCUAGCCUAGGUGUUUUUACCUGCAGAAGGGUGAGUGUGGGGGUGGCAGGCUCUAGAUGAACCUCUAAGAUCCCUUUUAGCUUUAAACAUAUAUGCUUCUAGGUGUCCUCCCCGAUCAUCUGACCAGGGCUUCCUUUUUUUAUUUUCUCUUUUUCUCUCCAGCCUUUAAAAUGGUCUGGAUGAUCCAAGGAGGCUUAUGGUAAGAGGGUGAGGAUUGAAUGAAUGAGUAAUCAAUUCAGUUCUCUUCUGUCAACUAGACUUUACAGAAUUUGUUUAAAGUCUGCAGUUUUUAAUAGUAGACCUAUUAUGAGAGUCAAUAGCUGGAGAAACAUUGGUCCUAUAGUAACAAAUAAAUGGAUGAGGGAAUAAAAUUGUAAAGUUUUCUAGUUCAUGAAUAUACUAUUUUGAAUCUAUUAACAAGUAUACAAAAAAAAAAAAAAGAAGAAGAAGAAGAAAAUCA